Molecule: messenger RNA, 1977 nt
Organism: Symbiodinium necroappetens
Lineage: Eukaryota; Dinophyceae; Suessiales; Symbiodiniaceae
Source: the annotation of a GenBank genome assembly
AUGGUUUCCUUCAUGUUGCUCCUUGCAGCCUUCCUCCUGCAUGCACGUGCGGACGGGGAGGCAUGCGAGGCAUCCCCCGCUCCUGUUGGAGACAGGGAAGAGCUGCCCCUCUUGCAGAUAGGCGCUGCGAGCCACAGCGCCCACGCCCAAGGCGCUUGUUCUUCAGAAGACAUGGCUGCAGAAGAGCUGCUGGAACAGGCUUUGCGUGAGCAGCAAGCUCAGUACAACAUCCAGUCCGAUCUGGAGGAGGCUUUCUCGUACACGACGGGUGAAGUGCAGCAUGCGUACGAGUCUGUCGAGGCAGACGCGUCGUCGACCUUGUCAGGUGAUGACUUGGAGGAUGACAGCACGAAGGGGAAGUGGCUGAGCCGAUUGGCAAAGGUGGGGGAGUGUGUCACAGAGAUCACCGUAGCUGAAUACAUGCCUAUGCUUCCUGAGUGGAUGUUCAAAAAGAGAAUCCUCAAACACGAUCCAGCAGAGAAGAAGGAGAAGCACGAACGUUACGGGGGCAUCAUUUCCACGGUUCUUGGGUUUCUCUGGCCGGAGGACUCCAGUGGAGAAGUGGACAUUUGGUCGCUGGUUCUCAACGAUGUUGAGGAACUCGUGAAUGUGUCCAUCCUCAAUGAAGAAUUGCAUGAAAGGGAGGCAGACUUCCUCUCCGUGCGAAGCUACCUAACCCGAUAUAGCCGGGAGAGCACCAUCACAGAAAAAGGCAAUGACUUGUCCAUUGCGCUUGCAAAGGCACAAGACAUCAUGAAUCACCUUACUCAAUCCACCAACAAGUACGAGUUGCUUCCCAUCACUAUUGUGGGGGCGACGUUGCACUGCGUCAUUCUGCGAGAGCGGCUGGCUCAUGGAGUUCGGUUCUAUGGCUCAGUAGAUCCGGCCUGGCUCUACGAGUUGCAGACGAAUGUGGCGUACUAUCAGACUUUCUUCAACUACACGUACUCUCUUUGGAGAAGCUGGAGGUUUACACUGAUCGACCAGAAGGUUUACGAAGGCAGCCGCCGGCGACGCCGGACAUCGGACUGCUCCUCUGUCGUGACAGACAAGCUGGUCCAAAUCGGCAACGACGUCCACGUCCGUGACGGGAUGCAGGGAUCUAACAACCGUUGUGUCGAGAUUGGUAACAUGACUGCCCAGCGUAUGUUGAACCAGGUCUCUGCAGCUAUGGCCAUGGCGAUGCAGCCGAUCGCCUACUUGCAGCGCUACGUGCCAGGUAUGGAAAAGGUCGCACCCACAAUCCUUCCAGCUCUGGAGUUCAUAACCGUCGGCCCCUACGCUUUUGUCACGCAAGACCUCCAAGACGGCAGCACACAGGUAAAUCACGAACAAUGGUGGGACAUCAACGAGACCGGAUUCUUGGGCCCUGGCAAAAUCAGAAAAGCAAGCGCAUAUGCCCAUGGGUGCAACGCCGUGGACUACUUCAAGCUGACUUAUGACGAUGGAAGGGAGGAAACAUCGGCAUCCGUUACCAGAGGGAGCAAUUGCGAAGACCCGGCUUACCCGGACAGGUACAUCCAUACCAUCGAACUUCACUUUAUGGAUGGCAGCGAUGGAUGGGCUGAUACGUUUGUGAUAAACAUGAAGUUAUUCUUUUCCGACGGCUACAAUACUGGCAACUGGUAUGGAUGCUUUUCACAGUGCCCUCUCACUCCUAGUCAAUACACUCAAAAGGUGACAGUUACAGGGGACUCCACUUACAAGCUCGUAGGCGCCGCGUUGGGUGGGGCCGGGGGAUACUUCGGGUAUAUCAACGCGACUUUCCAAUGGGUGCAGUCCAUGGGGUGGUCUAAUGUGAGCAGGGUUAGCUCGAGCAACAAUCUCACGACCGGGCAGCGGCUGCAAGCUGGUCAGGCGCUCUGGAGCUACAACAGCUUGAACAAGCUCCUCCUUUCAAGUAGUGGCAAUUUGGCCACCUACAACAUGUAUGAUAAUGUUUCGUGGCAGACGAAGACUUCCUGCGCAGAGGGCGAG